AUGCCCGACCAAGUAACCCUCUACACAUACUUCCGCUCCUCCUGCUCAGCACGCCUCCGAAUCGCCCUCCACCUGAAAAACAUCCCCUUCACCCCAAUCUUCAUCAACCUCCUCCGCGACGAACAAUCAUCCCCAACAAACCGCUCCAUCAACCCCUCCGGCACCGUCCCAACCCUCCUCAUCACCGAGGGCUCCAGCACAGUGACAAUCACCCAAUCCCUCGCCGCCCUAGAAUACCUCGACGAAGCAUUCCCAAACAACGGACCCCUUCUCCUGCCUUCUUCCCCGCAAACCCGCGCUAUUGUCCGCACGCUCUCCCAAAUAAUAGCCUGCGAUGUCCAGCCCGUCACGAACCUGCGGAUCCUGAAGCGUGUUGCGCCGUUGGGCACGGACCGCGCGGCUUGGUCGAAGGAUUUGAUUGAGGAUGGAUUACGGGCUUAUGAGGCUAUUGUGGAAAGCUCGGCGGGCAGGUUUAGUGUGGGUGAUCAGAUUAGUAUGGCGGAUGUUUGUCUUGUGCCGGCUGUUUGGGGCGCGGAGAGGGUUGGGGUGGAUUUGAGUGGGUUUCCGGUUGUUGCGAGGAUUAUGAAGAAUCUUGAGAUGGAGGAGGCUGUGAAGAAGGGGCAUUGGCAGACCCAGCCGGAUACUCCUGAGGAUUUGAGGGCCAAGUAG
This is a messenger RNA of Penicillium cataractarum, 669 nucleotides long. It is a transcript of the gene maiA, whose product is annotated as maleylacetoacetate isomerase MaiA. Bases 1 to 669 code for a protein of 222 amino acids. Gene Ontology annotation, biological process: L-phenylalanine catabolic process; glutathione metabolic process. Gene Ontology annotation, molecular function: maleylacetoacetate isomerase activity; glutathione transferase activity. The record is from RefSeq and is a predicted model, not a curated record. Gene Ontology annotation, cellular component: mitochondrion; cytoplasm. Lineage: Eukaryota; Fungi; Ascomycota; Eurotiomycetes; Eurotiales; Aspergillaceae. The transcript has a single exon.